This is a messenger RNA of Manihot esculenta (cassava), 4584 nucleotides long. Its product is annotated as exportin-7. Gene Ontology annotation, biological process: protein export from nucleus. The coding region runs from base 766 to 4077 and encodes 1103 amino acids. Lineage: Eukaryota; Viridiplantae; Streptophyta; Magnoliopsida; Malpighiales; Euphorbiaceae. Gene Ontology annotation, molecular function: small GTPase binding; nuclear export signal receptor activity. Gene Ontology annotation, cellular component: cytoplasm; nuclear pore. The transcript is spliced from 27 exons. The record is from RefSeq and is a predicted model, not a curated record.
UAUGCAUGGAACCAAAAAGAAGCUCUACCAACGGAAAGCCACCCCAAGACAUCCAUAAACAACCGAAACUAUGAAAUAAUAUUCAGAGAUCAAGUAAAACCAAAGACCACAGAGAAGCCAAAAAAUCAGAUAGACAAAGAGCCAAGUACAAAGCAAUUUUGAGUUGGCUACUAGAUCCUUCAAGUAUCAUUUGCAACUAGAUGUCCUUUCGCAGGGUUGAGCAAGAGACCUGCCUUAACAGACGGUCCUGUAGGAGCUGAGAAGUAAAAAAUUAGAAACUAAGGGUAGCAUGUAUAGAACAAUGCUCUCUCUCUUUGUAAGCAAAGCUCUGUGGAGAAAAUAAGGAAACUAAUCCGCGUUUGAGGUUGGAGAGUAGAAACCAAAACAGGUCAGGAGUCAGGAUAGAAAAAGUCUCUCUCCUUGCUUGCGAGGUCGGAAUUGGAUACGAUGGAGGAUGACCAAGAGUGCACGAAGCGAAUAUGCAAUCGUAGCCAUCAAUACGUGGCAGCAGAUUCCUAACCUUAUGAGUUAAUCAAACGGCUAGAAAAAAUAUAGAUUGACCAAACUCCCCAGCCACACCCAGAAUUCACCGCCUCGUGGAAAACGUAAAGAACAAAAGCAUAACGCACUUGCUCGCCCUUGUGGACUAACCCCCGCUAAUCAGAAAUAGCAUUUUCUUCUCAACUUGGUAUAAAUCGUCAGUUUUUAGAUUUCAGAUCCAAAGGUAAUCCGUCUUAAGCCUCUCUCGGUUAGGUGGAAGAAGUGAUGAUGGAGAGCUUAGCGCAACUGGAAGAAUUGUGUGAGAGGCUGUAUAACUCGCAGGAUUCAGCUGAGAGAGCUCACGCGGAGAACACUCUGAAAUGCUUCUCGAUGAGCACUGAUUACAUCUCUCAAUGCCAGUACAUUCUUGAUAAUGCAUUGACUCCUUAUGCAUUGAUGCUCGCUAGUUCUAGUCUGCUCAAGCAAGUUACCGAGCAUAGCCUCUCGCUACAGCUCCGUCUAGAUAUUCGUAAUUACCUUGUUAGCUAUCUGGCCAACAGAGGGCCUAAGUUGCAGCCCUUUGUUAUCGCAUCUCUAAUCCAGCUGUUGUCUCGAGUUACCAAGUUUGGGUGGUUUGAUGAUGAUAGAUUUAGAGAAGUGGUUAAGGAGUCUACAAACUUCUUGAGUCAGCAGGCAACGUCAGAUCACUAUGCCAUCGGUUUGAAGAUACUGAAUCAACUUGUUUCUGAGAUGAAUCAGCCCAAUACAGGGCUGCCUUCAACAAAUCAUCGAAGGGUAGCCUGCUCCUUUAGGGAUCAGUCACUUUAUCAAAUAUUCCAAAUAUCUUUAACAUCACUGCGACAAUUGAAAAAUGAUGGUGCAAUUCGAUUGCAAGAGUUGGCACUUUCGCUUUCUCUCAAAUGUUUAUCAUUUGAUUUUGUUGGGACAUCGAUUGAUGAAAGUUCGGAGGAGUUUGGUACUGUUCAGAUUCCAUCAUCUUGGAGACCAGUUAUAGAGGAUCCAUCGACGUUGCAGAUAUUUUUUGAUUACUAUGCUAUUACAACAACCCCGCUUUCGAAGGAGGCACUGGACUGCUUGGUCAGGCUAGCAUCUGUACGUCGCUCUUUGUUCACAAAUGAUGCUGAUCGUUCUAAAUUUUUGGCGCGUUUGAUGACAGGAACCAAAGAAAUCCUGCAAACAGGACAAGGUCUUGCUCAUCAUGAUAAUUACCACGAGUAUUGUCGUCUCCUUGGACGUUUCAGGGUGAACUAUCAGUUGUCAGAGCUUGUGAAUGUAGAAGGCUAUGGUGAUUGGAUACAAUUGGUGGCAGAGUUCACUAUAAAGUCUUUGCAGUCUUGGCAGUGGGCCAGCAGCAGUGUAUACUUCCUCUUAGGGCUUUGGUCUAGACUAGUGACAUCAUUACCUUAUUUAAAAGGUGAUGCACCGAGUUUGCUUGAUGAAUUUGUGCCUAAAAUUACUGAAGGCUUUAUCACAUCAAGGUUUAACUCUGUUCAGGCUGGAUCCGCAGAUGAUCUCUCUGACAAUCCUUUAGACAGUGUUGAACUUCUUCAAGAUCAGCUGGAUUGCUUUCCUUAUCUCUGUAGAUUCCAGUAUGAAAGCAGUGGUUUACAUAUAAUAAACAUAAUGGAGCCUGUUCUGCAAUCAUACGCGGAAAGAGCAAGAGUACAGACCACUGACAGCAAUGACCUUUCUGUUAUUGAGGCCAAGCUUGCUUGGGUUGUUCAUAUUAUUGCUGCUAUUCUAAAAAUCAAACAGUCAACUAGCUGUAGUACAGAGUCACAAGAAGUGCUUGAUGCAGAACUUUCAGCUCGCGUUUUGCAAUUGAUAAAUGUUACAGACAGUGGGCUACAUAGUCAGAGAUAUGGUGAACGGAGUAAGCAAAGACUUGAUCGAGCGAUUAUCACCUUCUUUCAGCAUUUCCGGAAGUCUUAUGUAGGUGAUCAGGUUGCGCACUCAUCCAAGCAGUUAUAUGCUCGAUUGUCUGAGCUUCUUGGACUACAUGAUCAUCUGCUAUUACUGAGUGUGAUUGUUGGAAAGAUAGCUACUAAUCUGAAGUGUUACACUGAGAGUGAGGAAGUCAUUGAUCACACAUUAAGUUUGUUUUUGGAGUUGGCAUCUGGGUUAGUCUUACUGCCAUAUUUUUUGGCUAAAAAAAAAAUUCAGCCAUUUGUCAUUUUAUUCAUUAAAGUGUAUUUUGCCUCAACAGUGAUUGCUUGGUUGAUUGUCAUAUAUUUCUUGUUUAUUUGUUUGUUACUUCCUCUUUGCAGCUAUAUGACUGGAAAGUUGCUUUUGAAGUUGGAUGCUAUUAAAUUUAUAGUCGUUAACCAUACUAGGGAGCACUUUCCCUUUUUAGAAGAAUAUAGAUGCUCUCGUAGCAGAACAACGUUUUAUUACACUAUUGGCUGGUUAAUAUUUAUGGAGGACAGCCCUGUGAAAUUCAAGUCUUCAAUGGAACCACUUUCACAGGUUUUUAUCAGUUUGGGAUCCACACCUGAUUCAAUGUUUCGAACUGAUGCUGUGAAGUAUGCUCUAAUUGGGUUGAUGAGGGAUCUUAGAGGAAUAGCAAUGGCUACAAAUAGUCGCAGAACUUAUGGGCUUUUAUUUGAUUGGCUGUAUCCUGCUCAUUUGCCAGUUCUCUUGAAAGGCAUCUCUCAUUGGGCAGAUACACCAGAGGUUACUACCCCAUUGUUAAAAUUCAUGGCUGAGUUUGUGUUAAACAAAGCUCAACGUUUAACUUUUGAUUCUUCUUCUCCUAAUGGCAUUCUUCUUUUCCGGGAGGUCAGCAAACUUAUUGUAGCCUAUGGUGCCAGGAUCUUAGCUCUUCCAAAUGUCGCCGAUAUAUAUGCCUACAAAUACAAGGGAAUAUGGAUUUGUUUAACUAUUCUCUCUAGAGCUCUUGCUGGGAACUAUGUCAACUUUGGCGUAUUUGAACUGUAUGGCGAUAGGGCUCUUGCUGAUGCACUUGAUAUUGCUCUAAAGAUGACAUUGUCAAUUCCUUUGGCUGAUGUAUUGGCGUUCCGAAAGUUGACAAGGGCAUACUUUGCAUUCUUGGAGGUUCUGUUCAGCAGCCAUUUUGUUUUUAUAUUGAAUCUGGACACAAACACCUUCAUGCAUAUAGUUGGUUCUCUAGAAUCUGGUCUUAAAGGCCUGGAUACAAAUAUCUCAUCACAGUGUGCAUCUGCUGUUGAUAAUUUGGCUGCUUUCUAUUUCAAUAAUAUCACCAUGGGGGAGGCACCAACUUCACCUGCUGCAAUUAAUCUUGCUCGACAUAUUGUGGACUGCCCCAGUUUAUUUCCAGAAAUACUGAAGACCCUGUUUGAGAUUGUGUUGUUUGAGGAUUGUGGCAACCAGUGGAGUCUCAGUAGACCUAUGUUGAGCUUAAUUCUUAUUAGUGAGCAGAUAUUCUCUGAUUUGAAAGCUCAAAUUUUAGCUGCACAGCCAGUGGAUCAACCUCAGCGGCUUUCACUUUGUUUCGACAAACUGAUGGCUGAUGUCACUCGAAGCUUGGAUGCAAAGAACAGGGACAGGUUUACUCAGAAUCUGACUGUUUUCAGGCAUGAAUUCCGUGUGAAAUAGCUCGAAUGUUGCAUAUUGCUACCUGUUUAGGGACUGCAUUUUACCUCCAGAUACUGUGUUCGAAGAAGCCCAAGUACCUUACAUUAAUUUGACCAGUAAGCUUGGACCAUGUUUGCUGUUGGAGAGGAGCUUCUUUUUUAAGCAGUAUCUAUAUUUGUUGCCAAAUAAUUAAGAAGCAGAAGGUAAAAGGUUUGCAAUGAAGUUGUGUACGACUUUGUCUUUUUGUACAGUUUUCUAUUUUUCUUUUCUCAGGUUCCUUUUUGAAAGGAUACUGGAAGUGUAAUACACAAUGAUGAGGGGAUUACCAAAGACUUGCAGAAGCUAGUGGUGGGUUUGAUAGUAGUCUAUGUUUAGGGUAUUUAUUCUUUCUGAAACAAAGAUGUAAAUCAUUCAUGGGGAUUAUGUUUUAAAGGUGGUGACGAGUAGAUUUAUUUGUACAUUAACCUCAAAUAAUUCUUUUGUAUUUGUUGAUAAUAGAAAGAAAAGGAAUGAUAUUUUAGGGUGCAA